Molecule: messenger RNA, 2817 nt
Organism: Paramacrobiotus metropolitanus
Lineage: Eukaryota; Metazoa; Tardigrada; Eutardigrada; Parachela; Macrobiotidae
Product: paramyosin-like
Exons: 8
Coding region: 1-2817 (938 amino acids)
Source: RefSeq, a predicted model, not a curated record
AUGACCUACCAGAAGGCACUCGAAGCAGUGUCAGGUCAGGAGAGCUCCAGCGACGAUCUCAAACGAUCUCCCGCGCCUGCGGCGGGAAGCAGUGAGGUGAACCAGGAGGUCACCAAAGAAGGAACGAGCUCGGAACGAGCAACGGAAACGGAUCUGACAACACAGAAGGAUGCAACAGUCCAGGAUAAGAAGGAGAACCUGGCUAAAACCGAUCCCAAAGAGCAGUCAAAGAUCACAUCGGACGAUCCCAAUGAACUCAGGUUAGAUGAUCUCACACUUGGCGACGAAACCGGAACUGAGGAUCUCUUCGAGAGCCCAAUGGCAUUUGAUGAGAUGUCUAACCGCGGGAACGAAGAAUCGUACAUCACUGACGAUGAGCCCAACUUCGAGCCUGAAAAGACGAGUCAAGAACUUGAAACUUCAUUGGAAGAAAAAGAGGCUCAGGUCAUCAAAAGGAAACAGGAGUAUCAGAACAAAUUGGGAUCGCUACAGACGCGCAUAUGUGAGCUGGAACAACAGCAGAGCGUACUCGAAAACACAGCUGAAGAAUGGAAAGUUCGAUACGAACGUCAGAAACAGAUCGCAGAGGAAUCGGUAAACGUUGCUGAUGACAGAGAGAUGGAAGGAUAUAUGGCAGUUAAUGAUCUCAAUGAGAGUCUAUCAGAGGAGUCUGCCGAAAGGUCACGUCACAUAGCUGAAUUGCAAGAUCAGUGUGAUGAACUGCGCAAGAAGGCAGAUGAAGCUGAGGAGAAACAGAACGAAUAUGCGACCAAAUUAGCUGAAGCGACCAAACGAUUGUCAGCUGUGAAUAAGGAGGUAUUCAAGCUUAGGAACGAUCUGAAGAUAAAAGAUGAGAAUAUCGAAACCCUCCAAAAGGAAUCAGGAGAUCAUCAGAAACGAGCUGAUGAUGCUCUCAAAGUGGCACAUGACCUGAGAGAUCUCCUAGCCACCGAAGGCGAGCGGCUAUGGGAAGAAGAAGCGGAUCGUUUGGAUGUGAAAAUCACAGCACUUGAAAUAAAAGAUAAAGAGCGACAACAAAAGAUCCGCGAGUUGACAGAUGAGAAUAUAAAGCUCAACACGGAGCUGAUCGAUAUGACACAGACAGCAAUGACCAGGGAAGAUGAAGUUACCCAAUCGAGAAAUCAACUGAGAUCGGAAGCUGAUGCGUAUGCUCAACUGGAACAGCAAAUGAACCAGAUGGGAGAACAAGUCAUCAAAGUGAGGGAUGAAAACAAGCAGCUGAACGAUCGAAACAUUAACCUGCAGAAUUAUGCCAAACAGUCCAGCACGAAAAGAGACGUGACUGAGACGCCCCCGCCCGGCUAUAGUAAGGCACAAGAAGCGGGCGGGAGCUUCCAUUUCGAGACGCCGCUGCGAACGGGCGGCGGCACAGGGGGCUUGAAAACGGAAAAAGAUGGGGAAACCUCCGAUAACAAGAAUCCGUCAGCGGUCAAGGACGAUGCAAAUCAAGAUGCACGUUCUCCCCGACACGAACACGAUGGAAGAUACUUCAGAGAAUACCGCAACGAACGAAAUGACAGAAACGAACGAAAUCAACGAAACAAUCGAGACGGAGAUCGCGAUACAAGGGAGUUCAACAGGUCCAUCAAGAACAUGGGCCGUAAAACUGAUCUCGCGACCUUCGACGGCAACCGCGAUGCGGUAAGCGGAUGGAUUCGACUGGUGAAAGAGACACAACGGACAUAUGAUAAGACUGAUGAUCAGGUGUUGAUUGACAUCGCCAGUGCUGUCAGAGGACCAGCAAAGAUCUGGUUCGACGGCGAAAGAGACAUCGAAGAGGCCGAAGAGGAGGUCUAUACGGCGAUCAUGAAAUUUAAAGCGAAGAAAGCCAUUACCGAACUACAAGCAGUUGCGUUCCUCAUCGAUGGAUGCAGAGUCGAUAACGACCUGUACAAGGCGCUGAAGACGAAGGGGUUCAGAACGCGGACGGAGAUAAAAGACUUCUUCCGAUCAUGGGCAGCCGGCGAGGAUAAGUAUAAAGUGGUAGAAGGUCAACGUAAUCAACCGGAUUACGUAACCAUCCGCUCGGGACAAGUUGAGAUGGCACAGAGACAAUAUGCAGCUACACCAUCUCAGGCGGAAUAUCAGACGAGAUCGCCAACUCCAACUCAUAAGGAGAUGACCUUCAUUGACAGCCAAACUGGGCAGCCCAUCUCAUACGCCAUGGUCGCCGCGAUACAAGCGCAGGCGCAGACAAGACCGGUGGCUCCGGCUAAUGUGAUGCCGAAUCCCCUGAAUGGAGGGGUGUUACCUCAACAAGGAAGGGCAAAUAACGGAAAUGGAAAUGGAAACUGGAACGGUGGCCAACGGAACGGCAACUUCAGCACAACGAAGGAACGAGCACAACAGAUCUCCGAUGACUCACUGGAUGAUGCACUUACGCUGCAGCGGAAGCAGAUCUGGCAAAAGAUCGAUCCGACGAAAACGAAUAACGAGGUAUCUGCAAAGGUAAUUGACUGGAUGGCCCAAAACGGAUAUGAGAUGGUCACAUAUAAGAGAUCACCAGAUCAGCUGAAAGACAGCGAAGAAGAUGAGCUAAAACAAGCUGACCAGAUCACAGAUGAGCUCAUUGAGCAUCUGCGUGAUAAACCAGACGAUGCGACGUUGCGUCAGACCAUCUCGGAGGUGAUCAAAGGUCACAUGGAAGUUGCGAAGGGGCAACUAAAUGAAGUCGAAAAGAUCGUCAGCGAUGCUAAAGCUGCAAAGGAAAAGGGGUGUGAGGAUCGAUCACCUGAGUUCGAUGCUGAAGAAAAACAGCACCUUAGCGAACGGGCAGGUGUCUUCUUCAGCAGUUGA